AUGGCAGACACAGAUCCACGCAGCCAGAUCAAGACCUUGAUUGGACGGGCAUCCAACCUCGAAGACAACGGGCAAUUGGGCGAGUCAAUUGCGCUCCUUCUCCAGGCGCUGCAGCUCUGCGAUCGGUAUCUUGGUCCGGACGACGUGGAUACACACUUGACCCAGAUUAUCCUGGCCUACAACUACCGCGCACAGGGUCAGUAUGGCGAAGCGGAGCGCCUCGAUAGAGAAGUCCUAUCUAGACAACAGCAGCUCCUUGGCGACAGCCACGUAGAGAUCGCGAAAAGCCUCAACAACGUCGCGCUUGAUCUAAAAGGCCAAGGACGUGAACACGAAGCACUAGACCUCGAGAAGAAAGCACUUAACAUGAUGAUCAGCGUCAAGGGCGAGGAAGCGCUGCCGACAUUGACGAGUAUGAAUAAUCUCGCCAACAGCUAUGUGAACGAGGAACGGUUCCAAGAAGCUGCCGAUCUACGCAGCCGGGUAGUGGAGAUCCGAACACGCGUGUUAGGACGCAGCGACCCAUUGACCAUUGCCGCGAUGGAUAUGCUUGGAGGCGAUUACCGCGGCCUAGGUCAGCUCAACCGUGCCAUUCAACUUCAGGAGGAUGCCGUCAGUGCUGCCUCUUCCAGCUUGGGCGCCGCCCAUGAGACAACGGUCAAGUGCAUGAUGAACCUUGCGUGUACUUAUAAAUCACAGGGGACGGAUGAGGGGACUGCGCGUCAGGUGGCACUUUUGGAGGAAGCAUACAGAUCAUUGCGACGAACAGAGGAGGAGGAUAACCCACUGACCAUCGCCCUCAUGAACAACCUUGGCCUUGCGUACACAAGGACUGACCGGCCGCAGGAUGCGAGGACCCUGCUGGUCUCCUGCCAUGAGUGGAACCACAGGACAUAUGGACCAGGCCAUCCAAGAACUCAAGCUUCCAGGCAGAACUUGGAGUUCGUAAUGACGCAGCUGGGGGAACUUACCAGGGCGCCUAUUCUUUAG
Molecule: messenger RNA, 990 nt
Organism: Aspergillus versicolor CBS 583.65
Lineage: Eukaryota; Fungi; Ascomycota; Eurotiomycetes; Eurotiales; Aspergillaceae
Exons: 1
Coding region: 1-990 (329 amino acids)
Molecular function (GO): protein binding
Source: RefSeq, a predicted model, not a curated record